AUGGAGAUGGAGCAAAGGUGUCCCAUUGCCAAACCGGACGUGAUCUCGCAGCUGGAACGAGGGGAGGAGCCGUGGGUCCCGGAUCUCCAGGACUCUGAGGAAGGAGAGAUCCCGAGAGGCGCCUGCGCAGGGGAUGCGAUGGUGAGUGAGAAUGAGGAGCAGGAAGAUGGUGAGCACGUGGAAGCACACGGGGGAUUAUCGCAAGGAUCCAAGGGGAAUGUGUCCAGGCGUUGUGUGCAGGGAAAAGCCUCUGAGAGCCAGCAGAGUCCAGAGAGAGACCAGGGAAACCAGCCCAGGGAGAAAGUGGGCAAAUCCAUUAAUUGUCAGCGAAUUCACCAGGACUUCAAGGAAAUCACAGCCCAGCAGAGAACCCUCACAGGAGAGAGAAAAAACACAUGUACUGAGUGUGGGAAACACUUCAUUCUGAACUCCACCCUUAUUAAACAUCAGAGAAUCCACACAGGAGAGCGCCCCUACGAAUGCUGUGAGUGCGGGAAACAGUUCAGUGAGAAAUCAAACCUUAUUAAACAUCAGACAAACCACACCCAAGAGCGACCCUAUGAGUGCCGUGAGUGCGGGAAAAAAUUCACUCGGAGCUCAACCCUUAUCAGACAUCAGAGGAGCCACACAGAAGAGAGACCGUAUGAAUGCAGUGAGUGCGGGAAAAGGUUCACUCGGAACUCAGUCCUUAUUAAUCAUCAGAGAAUCCACACAGGAGAGCGACCCUAUGAAUGCAGUGAGUGCGGGAAAACCUUCCCUCAGAGCUCAAUCCUCUUUAAACAUCAGAAGAUCCACACGGGAGAGCGCCCCUACAAAUGCUGUGAGUGCGGGAAACAGUUCAUUGAGAAAUCAACACUUAUUAAACAUCAGACAAGCCACACGGGAGAAAGACCCUAUGAGUGCCGUGAGUGCGGGAAACAGUUCAGUCAGAAAUCAAGCCUUAUUAAACAUCAGAGAAUGCACACGGGAGAGCGGCCCUAUACAUGCUGUGAGUGUGGGAAAAGCUUCACUCAGAAUUCAGGCCUUCUUAAUCAUCAGAGAAUUCACACAGGAGAGCGACCCUAUACAUGCUCUGAGUGCGGGAAAACAUUCCCUCAGAGCUCAGCCCUUUUUAAACAUCGGAGGAUCCACACAGGAGAGCACCCCUAUGAAUGCUCUGAGUGCGGGAAACAGUUCAGUGAGAAAUCAAAACUUAUUAAACAUCAGACAAGCCACACAGGAGAGAGACCCUAUGAGUGCCGUGAGUGCGGGAAAAGCUUCACUCAGAGUUCAUCCCUUAUUAGACAUCAGAAGAUCCACACGGGAGAGAGACCCUAUGAGUGCUGUGAGUGUGGGAAAAGCUUCACUUUCAAAUACGACCUUAAUAAACAUCAGAGGAUCCAUACAGGAGAGCGCCCCUAUGAAUGCUGCGAGUGCGGGAAACAGUUCACCUGGAGCUCAGGGCUUAUUAUUCAUCAGAGAAUCCACACAGGAGAGCGACCCCAUGAAUGCUGUGAGUGCGGGAAAACCUUCACUCAGAGCUCAGGCCUUAUUACUCAUCAGAGAAUGCACACAGGAGAGCGACCCUAUACAUGCCGUGAGUGUGGGAAAAAAUUCACUCAGAGCUCAGGCCUUAUUAAUCAUCAGAGAAUGCACACAAGGGAGCAACCCUAUAUAUGCUGUGAGUGCGGGAAAACCUUCCCUCAGGACUCAGCCCUUUUUAAACAUCAGAGGAUCCACACAGGAGAGAACCCUAUGAAUGCUGUCACUCUUCUCAGGGGUGAAUCCCGUGGUCCUUUCCACUAA
Emys orbicularis (European pond turtle) is the source of this 1785-nucleotide messenger RNA. RefSeq names its product zinc finger protein 883-like. The coding region runs from base 1 to 1785 and encodes 594 amino acids. Gene Ontology annotation, biological process: regulation of transcription by RNA polymerase II. Gene Ontology annotation, molecular function: DNA-binding transcription factor activity, RNA polymerase II-specific; RNA polymerase II cis-regulatory region sequence-specific DNA binding. The record is from RefSeq and is a predicted model, not a curated record. The transcript is spliced from 5 exons. Lineage: Eukaryota; Metazoa; Chordata; Testudines; Emydidae. Gene Ontology annotation, cellular component: nucleus.